AUGGGAAAAUUGGCUGAAAUAUGUUGUCGGGUGGUUGCUCAAGAACUUAGCUGGCUUAGUUUUGCUGAGGCUAGAUAUAUAAUUGAGAAUUUACCAAGUGCUCAAUGUGUAGAACUCGUUUGGCAGCAUUUAUGUCAAAAUAUGAAAGAUUCAAAAACUCUAUAUCUAUUAAUGCAAAACCACCCUUUAAUCGCCGGAGAAUUGGAUUCUACAGGUUGGUAUGGGCACAAAAUUAGCUAUCGUAGACAGUCGGUGCCGAAUUUGGAUCUUGUAGAAUCGAUAAGGUUCUUCAAUACACUUGAAGGGCAUGCCAAUUAUCAAUUUCUUACCAUUCUAGAAUUACAGAACGAUAUGCCUGGAUUAGAAUCACUGGUAAAUUUACCUUCGUUAGUGGAAUUAUCGGUAGCUGGUAUCAGCAGGCCUGAACAGCUAGUAACAUCGUGGCAUAGAGCUUUAAAAGUGGAUUCAAGGCGUUGGAGUCAAUUAAAGGUACUAAAUGUCCCUCAAUUGACGAGUCCACGACUGUUUUUCGAUUCUUGGCAAUUGAUACCUUCAUUGCUCUGGAUGGGUGUAAAUUUAGACGGGAAGACCAUUGGAAAUAUACCAAAAUUAAAUCAAUUGGUUAUAGAGGCUCCCAUAAAGGCUCCUAUGGAAAUUUUAUGUUGGCUACAGGAGUGGCAAACUAUGGAAAUCGAUGGUAAAGUCAUGAUAGAGUUAGAUGUAAAUCCAAAUCUUGUAAUACCUUCUAUACCAAGUUACUUCCCCUUGGAGGCUAGAUUCUCGAAGCUACCUGGUACAUAUGGAUACAUGCGCCGAUUGACAAAUAAACGCACAGAAAUCCCUGAACAAGAUGAGGUUGAACGUCCAAAAACGAAACGACCAAAACAUCGUGGAAUCAGAAGGGGGGCUUCACUGCAACGGUUUUUCGGAUGGGGAGGACUAUAA
Zygosaccharomyces rouxii is the source of this 945-nucleotide messenger RNA. RefSeq lists its product as uncharacterized. Lineage: Eukaryota; Fungi; Ascomycota; Saccharomycetes; Saccharomycetales; Saccharomycetaceae. The record is from RefSeq and is a predicted model, not a curated record. The transcript has a single exon. The coding region runs from base 1 to 945 and encodes 314 amino acids.